Misgurnus anguillicaudatus (oriental weatherfish) is the source of this 630-nucleotide messenger RNA. NCBI's taxonomy places the organism in Eukaryota, Metazoa, Chordata, Actinopteri, Cypriniformes, Cobitidae. The record is from RefSeq and is a predicted model, not a curated record.
AUGGAGGAAGAUUCUGUUACUCUACACGCUAAUCUUACUAAAAUACAGAAAAAUUAUGUGCUUGUGUGGAGGUUUGGACUUCAAAAGUCUCUUAUAGCAAGAAUCAAUGGAGUGUCCAGUGAGGCCUCAAUAUAUGAUGAUGUUCUUGAUGGGAGAUUCAGAGACAGACUGCAGGUGAAUGAUCAGACUGGAGAUCUCAUCAUCAGGGACACCAAAACCAAAGACUCUGGACUUUAUGAAAUGAUCUUUAACAGUGCUAAAGAAAGUUCAUACAGAUUCAAUGUUACUGUCUAUGGUGUGUUUGGUGAUAAAGUGAAGUCAGUAUCAGUGAUGGAGGGAGAUUCUGUUACUCUACAAAGUUAUAUUACUAAACUACAGAGAGAUGAUCUGAUACUGUGGAGGUUUGGAGCUACAAAUUCUCUCAUAGCUACAAUCAAUAAAGAGGCCAACAAGAUCUCAAUAUUUGAUGAUGUUCUUGAUGGGAGAUUCAGAGAUAGACUGCAGGUGAAUAAUCAGACUGGAGAUCUCAUCAUCACAAACAUCACAACUCAACACACUGGACUUUAUAUAACCAUCAGUGGCAAACAGAAGGUCUCAUACAGAGUCAAUGUUAUUGUCUAUGGUGAGUAA